Molecule: messenger RNA, 2476 nt
Organism: Lycium barbarum (goji berry)
Lineage: Eukaryota; Viridiplantae; Streptophyta; Magnoliopsida; Solanales; Solanaceae
Exons: 4
Coding region: 725-2476 (583 amino acids)
Molecular function (GO): nucleic acid binding; zinc ion binding
Source: RefSeq, a predicted model, not a curated record
GUCCCGUAUUUUUAUACAUUGGGACAACCCGGAUUAAUUAUGAUAAUUUAGAGCCAAGACUAUUCCGGGAUUCGAAGUCGGGACUUUUGACCUUUGAUUUUAUUUCGAGGCAUAAGUUAUAUAUGGAAUUGUUGGCAUUGAACACUUAGGAAAAAUUUGGGACCACAAUUCAUAAAUUGGAAUUAAAAAAAAAAAAUCUUGCAAAUGAGGCCUUGUGGCCCUCAAAUGGUCCCACACAUUGUGUGGCCAAUUUUAAUUGGUCCAACACAUGUGUGGGCCAUGGGACACAUGGAUAAAUAUUGUGGAAGCUUAAAAGAUGACCUUAAGUCAUCUUUACCACUUCAACACUUAGCAAAUAAAACUAAAAGUUGAAGAGCUUCAACAAGAAGCUCACGGCCAAGACUAAGAAAAAUCAACUCCAUUUCAAGCCAUCCCAAAAUUAUUUCUUUGUUGUAAACCCACUAUUUUGAGGUCCCUAAGUAGCGUGGAAGCAUCGUUGGAGCGAUCAAACCAUCAUUUUUCAUCUUUUGGAAACCCUAGGCUAUUGGAAAGUUGAAGAAGAAAGAUCGUGGGCAGCCCGAAUCAUAGGUUGGAUUUAGCUUGAGUUUGGAUCGUAUUGGAGAGCGUUUGAGGUACAGACGCACAGCUUGGUGAUCCACCUGUUUAGGACACCCCCUUCUGCUAUUCGGAGUGCUCCUCUCAUCCCGGAGCUUAUAUUUUUGUGAUGCCUCCGAAAAAGGCGACGGCCGCCCAGAAGAAAAAGGGCGUAGUAGGAGUGACCAGCCGGGCUCAGAAGGGUACUCGGACCCUUGCUCAGAUGAUGCGUGAUAUUACGUCCCGGCCAGCCGACUCUGCUACGUCUUCAUCGUCAGAGGAGUCUGGAGCAGCUUCACCAUUAGCUCCAGGGGCUUCAGCUCCCGCGCCUCCAGCUCCUCAGCAAGGGGCGGAGGACAGGACACUGAGAGAGGCUGUGCAGUUAUUGACCACUCUGGUAGCGGGACAGGCUCGCAGACGCGGGCGGAGAGAUGAUGAUGAUGACGAUAGGCGUGACAGCCUGAGGGUUCGAGAGUUUCUAUUAUGUGGCCCUCCAGAGUUUUACGGGUCUAAGCCCGACGAGGACCCCCAUGACUUUAUUCGGGGGAUGCGGCGCUCACUAGAUUUGGUCAGGGCUUCAGAGACUGAGUCUGUUGAGUUGGCUUCGCAUAGACUACGGGAUGUUGCUGCUCACUGGUAUGAGUCCUGGGAGCUAUCCAGAGGUGAGGGUGCUACCCCAGCUACUUGGGACGAGUUCGUGACUGCUUUCACUCACCACUUUUUGCCCCCAGAGUUACGGCGGGCGCGGGUUGACCGAUUUUUGCAUCUGCAGCAGAGGGGUCGGAGCGUCCGUGAGUAUAAUAUGGAGUUUGAUUCUUUGGCCCGGUAUGCACCUGCCAUAGUAGCAGAUAUGGCCGAUCGGAUGCACAGAUACGUGAUGGGGUUAGACCGUUAUUUGAUUGAUGGCUGUAUGGCGGUGGCAUUGCAGGCAGACAUGGAUAUUGCCCGACUACAGGCUUAUGCCCUGGGUAUGGAGGACCGACAUAGAGCUGAUUAUUCUAGCAGAGAUCGGGACAGGAGGCCACCCAAGAGGGCUAGAUUCGCAGUUUAUUCUGGAGAUUCUCGAGGCGGACAGCCUCAGCAGCAGCAGUCAGGCAGACAUCCUCCUCCGUCAGGCCGGGUUACACCCCCACAGUUUACCGGUAGGAGAUCUGAAGGUGUCGGAUAUUCAGGGGCAGGCCCGAGCUCCAGGGCUUCAGGUUCACAGUUGAACAGAGGUUCCAGCAGUCAGAUGAGGCCACCCAGACCUUUGUGUUCCUACUGUGGGAGACAGCACCCGGGAGAGUGUUUCCGAGCUACGGGUGCAUGCUUUGUGUGCGGCCGUCAGGGCCAUCAAAUGAGAGACUGUCCGGCUAGAGGUGGUACAGGCAGUUCAGCUCAGUCUACCGGGUCAGCCGGUGGUUCAUCUUCAGCCUCGGUGGCGAUGCGCCCUGCGGGGCAAGGUACUCCAGCACCAGCAAGCCGCGGCAGGGGUCGUGGCGGAGCUUCGGGUUCUAGCGGUCCUUCGAACCGCAUUUAUGCCUUAGCCAGCAGACAGGACCAGGAGGCUUCGCCUAAUGUCGUCACAGGUAUAUUACUGGUUUUCUCUCGUGAUGUGUAUGCAUUGAUUGAUCCUGGUUCUACAUUGUCAUUUAUAUCUCCACUCGUUGCUGAUAAAAUUGGGAUAGAAUCCGAACCGAUAGAGCCUUUUGAGGUAGCUACACCAGUAGGGGAUUCUGUUAUAGCCAGUCAGAUUUAUAGAGAUUGUUCCGUGAUUAUCUAUGGCCGCUGCACUAAGGCGGAUUUGGUAGAGUUAGAUAUGAUCGAGUUUGACGUGAUUAUGGGUAUGGAUUGGCUAGCUUCUUGCUAUGCUAAUGUUGAUUGUCAAAAGAAGAUAGUCUGA